UCCACCUCUUUGGCUUGCCUCCUUAUGCAACACAUGGAAGAGAACAUGGAAGCUGUGAGUUAAGAAGACUCUGCUUAACUUUUGAUAGAUUGCCGUAAAUGGAAAGGGAUAUUUCCUCACUUGAAUGCAUGGUUGUGUUACAUCAGAGCCCUUUAUUGUUAAUUUUGAAGAAAUUGAAACACUAAGAUGGUAAGUUGCUGUUAUCCUGAUGUUAAAAUCAAGAUGACUGUUCUCUCUAAGUUGCCUACUGGGCAAACGGGUCAGCCGAUCCGAUGCAGUCACUAUGGGUCUGCACUACAUACUGCAUCACCUCGACCAACCUGAGACACACGCCAGAUACUGUUCAUGGGUUUCAGUUUGGCCUUCAACACCAUCAUCCCAGACAUGUUCCACCAGAAGCUCACCCACCUCCACCUGCCAGUGGAUCACCAGCUUCCUGAUGCCCAGACCAGCACUGGCCUGUCACCAUAUCAGCAGCAGGUGUUUGCAGACUGUGUUGAACGGUACCACCCGGCGCCGCCUGAUGACGUUUCUCGUUCGGCGGGUUAUUUUCGAUGCAGUGGCGCUUUUGAUGUAAACAAACACACAGUCGGACGGACGGAGGUCAGCGGGAUGAACUGCGACCAACUACUGCUCCACCCGCGGGUCAGCGCUGCCCUGAGGAGAGUUCAGCUAAUGUCUGUGAAGGAUGUGGUUUGUGCUUCUGCUCCAGACCUGCAGAGACUCACCGGUUUGUCCAACUCUGAUGUCCAGCAGCUGAUCACUGCUGCCGCUGCCGUCUGCAGAAGGCACCCUCCAAUCACAGCACAGCAGCUGCAGCACGGCGUGUCUGGCGCCCAGCUCAGGCUCGGCUGUCCAGUUCUGGACCGCCUUUUGAGGGGCGGUUUGCCUGUGGGGGGCAUCACUGAGCUGGCUGGAGAGAGUGGCACCGGCAAGACUCAGGUGGGCCUGCAGCUCAGCCUCUCGGUGCAGUACCCAGCAGAGCACGGAGGGCUGGGAGCAGGUGCGUUGUAUGUCUGCACUGAGGACUCAUUUCCCAUUAAGCGUCUGCACCAGCUGAUUGGCGAGCAAGUCUGUCUGCGUUCUGACGUUCCUGCGGACCUUGUAAGCAGUCUUCGCUUCAGCGACCACGUUUACAUUGAGCACACCGCGGACCUGGAUUCCCUCCUGGUGUGCCUAACACGCCGCGCCCGCCUCCUACUGACACGCGGUCUGGUGCGCCUAAUCGUGGUCGACUCAGUGGCAGCGCUGUUCAGGACCGAGUUCCAGGCCGAUGAUUGGCUAGAGAGGAACAGACAGCUACUCACCUUCUCCUCCAUGCUGCAUCACCUGAGUCAGGAGUUCAGCACACCUGUGCUCUGCAUCAACCAGGUGUUUGUUUUCCAGGUAACAGAUGUUUUCAGCCAAUCACACAACAGUAUGGGGCCUUCGCUGUCCACCGUGUCUCCUGCUCUUGGGUUGGCGUGGGCCAAUCAGGUGAUGGUUCGGCUGAUGAUGAGCCGUCUCCAAGGAACGGUCGUCCGUGGUGACCAGAGCAGUGCUCUCCGCAGGUUGGAGGUGGUGUUUGCGCCUCACCUGGCACGUGACGGACAAAACGCUGCCGUGUGGAGGGAGGGGCUCAGAGGAGUUGAGAGCUGGACUUCAAAUAGAAAAUAAACUUUAUUAAACAGCAUCAGUAGCAUCAGAUUAUUAAAGAGUGAUCACACUGUUUCCUGACUGUUCUGAAGGUUGUGGACACUGAUGCAUUGACUGGGGGUCAGACAGGUGUGUUAGUGGCCUCAUAUCUCUUUGAUCUGGACAGAAUGAGCUGGGAGGUCCAGACUGAUACAUGAUCCUGAUUUUGCUGUGCAGGUUGACUCUGGUCUGUUCAGGAGCCUAUGAUUCGGUUCUGGUUGACCCGCUAAAGUGGAUUCAGAUUAUUUUCAGACUGAACCUUUUCAAUUCAAUUCAAUUCAAUUUUAUUUAUAUAGCGCCAGAUAGGGUUGCCAACCGUCCCUUAAAAUACGGAAUCGUCCCGUAUUUCGAAACAAAA
Molecule: messenger RNA, 2032 nt
Organism: Haplochromis burtoni (Burton's mouthbrooder)
Lineage: Eukaryota; Metazoa; Chordata; Actinopteri; Cichliformes; Cichlidae
Gene: xrcc3
Product: X-ray repair complementing defective repair in Chinese hamster cells 3
Exons: 8
Coding region: 346-1656 (436 amino acids)
Biological process (GO): double-strand break repair via synthesis-dependent strand annealing; telomere maintenance via recombination; resolution of mitotic recombination intermediates
Cellular component (GO): replication fork; Rad51C-XRCC3 complex
Molecular function (GO): ATP binding; ATP-dependent DNA damage sensor activity; four-way junction DNA binding
Source: RefSeq, a predicted model, not a curated record